Messenger RNA from Arthroderma uncinatum, 1668 nucleotides. Its product is annotated as ammonium transporter MeaA. The record is from RefSeq and is a predicted model, not a curated record. NCBI's taxonomy places the organism in Eukaryota, Fungi, Ascomycota, Eurotiomycetes, Onygenales, Arthrodermataceae. Gene Ontology annotation, biological process: ammonium transmembrane transport. The transcript has 4 exons. Gene Ontology annotation, cellular component: plasma membrane. The coding region runs from base 1 to 1668 and encodes 555 amino acids. Gene Ontology annotation, molecular function: ammonium channel activity.
AUGCCGGCUCCCUAUGCCCCUGACUAUGCUUCCUACAACUGGACUGGCUCCCCUUCGAACUUCAGCCUCUCCACAAAUACCGAUUUGGGUGGUGACUCGCGAGUCGAAAAUGUCAACAAGUGGUUUCAACCUGGGGACCAGGCGUACAUACUCGUCGCCUCGGCCAUGGUCAUGGUCAUGGUCCCCGGCCUGGGUUUCCUCUACUCUGGUCUUGCCCGUCGAAAGUCGGCCCUGAGUAUGAUAUGGGCUUGUAUGGCCUCCAUGUCCGUUAUCAGCUUCCAGUGGUACUUCUGGGGUUACUCUCUAGCAUUCUCGCCCACCGCUACCAACGGGUUCAUUGGAAACCUACGAAACGUCGGCCUGAUGAACGCUCUGGCUAACCCUAGCCCUGGUUCCCCCCUUCUCUCUGACCUGCUCUAUGCCUUCUACCAGUUACAAUUCUGUGCUGUUACGGCUGCCAUCGUCAUGGGUGCCGUCGCCGAACGAGGACGUCUACUUCCUGCCCUGGUGUUCAUUUUCUUCUGGGCUACCCUCGUCUACUGCCCGGUUACUUGCUGGGUUUGGAAUCCUAAUGGCUGGGCUUUCAAAUACGGUGUCAUGGAUUAUGCUGGUGGUGGCCCAGUUGAGAUCGUCUCCGGCAUGUCCGCCCUAGCAUACUCGAUGGUACUGGGCCGCCGCCAUGAACGCAUGAUGAUCAACUUCCGACCUCACAACGUCUCCUUGAUAUUGCUGGGCACGGUUUUCCUUUGGUUUGGUUGGCUGGGCUUCAACGGUGGUUCUGCUUUCGGUGCUAACCUCCGUGCUGUCAUGGCAUGCUGGAACUCCAACCUGACUGCCAGUUUUGCUGCUAUGACUUGGGUACUUCUCGACUGGCGUCUUUCGAGGAAAUGGUCCAUGGUCGGAUGGUGUUCUGGUACCAUCUCGGGUCUUGUCGCCGCCACACCUGCCUCUGGUUUCAUCCCACCGUGGGCGAGUGUGAUACUCGGAAUUGUUACCGGCUGUGUUUCCAACUACAGCACCAAGUUGAAAUACUGGAUGGGUAUCGAUGAUUCUAUGGAUGUAUUCGCAGAGCACGGCGUUGCUGGUAUCGUGGGCCUUUUAUUCAACGCCCUCUUCGGAAGCGAUGCCAUCGUAGGCCUCGACGGAGUCAGCGUUGGCGCUAAAAACCCAACCACCGGCACUGCCGUUGGAGGUUGGAUCAUCCACAACUACCGCCAGCUGUACAUUCAGCUAGCCUACAUCGUCGCUGCGGCAGGCUACUCCUUCGUCGUUUCUGCUAUAAUCGCCUAUGCUAUCAACGUAAUCCCUGGCCUCAAGCUGCGCGUCUCCGAACAAGCAGAGCUCCUAGGCAUGGAUGACGACCAGCUAGGUGAAUUCGCAUACGAUUAUGUCGAAGUACGACGUGACUAUCUAGCCUGGACUCCCCAGAAGAACGACCAGGUGGGCCAGGACAGCAGUAUCGUUCCUCGUGCCAACCUCUACGGGUGCGGCGAACACAGUGGGAUGUUCUCCAGCCCGGGACAAGAAGUGAAAUGCCAACACACUUCUCCAUCAAAGUCUUCUUCGCAAACACACCUUCGAGACGUCACAGCUGUUCCUUCAGUUGUGGUUGCACCAGAAUCUACCGGACGGACCAGUGAACAUGUGGAAAUGACUGAAAAGGCUUAA